Messenger RNA from Sceloporus undulatus (fence lizard), 1483 nucleotides. Its product is annotated as alpha-1-antitrypsin-like. The coding region runs from base 23 to 1309 and encodes 428 amino acids. Gene Ontology annotation, biological process: negative regulation of endopeptidase activity. The record is from RefSeq and is a predicted model, not a curated record. The transcript is spliced from 4 exons. Lineage: Eukaryota; Metazoa; Chordata; Lepidosauria; Squamata; Phrynosomatidae. Gene Ontology annotation, molecular function: serine-type endopeptidase inhibitor activity.
UGUUUUGUUUUUACAGACCUCCAUGAAGGCCAUUUACAUUUCCUCAUUCCUUAUUGCUCUUCAAGUCUAUUGUCUGCACCAGCCAGGACACAAUGACGGCCCAGAUGGCCAAGGAGAUAAAAUUAUAUUUGAAGAUCAGGAUUCACCUGUGGAAGAGGAACAAGGAAAGAAGACUACAUAUUAUGAAAAGAUAGCUCCCAAUAAUGCUGAUUUUGCAUUCAGAUUCUACAGGCACAUCACAUUCCACACAGCUUCCAAAAAUAUUUUCUUCUCUCCCUUCAGCAUCUCCACAGCUUUUGGAAUGCUAGUUCUGGGUGCCAGAUCUAAAACCCAAAGUCAGAUUUAUGAAGGACUUGCUUUUAACCUGUCAGAGAUUGAGGAAAAUAAGAUCCACAAAGGAUUCCACCAGCUCAUGCAAGUGCUAAGCCAUCCAAAUAACAAAGCACAAGUGAACAUAGGGAAUGCCUUAUUCAUAGAAGAAUCACUGAAAAUACUGCCAAAGUUUCUGGAGGAUAUCAAAAGUUUAUAUACUGCUGAAGCGUUUUCUUCAAAUUUCAGCAAUUCCACGGCAACUGAAAAGCAGAUAAAUGAGUAUGUGCAGAACAAAACCCAUGGGAAAAUAACCCAUGCAGUGGAAGACCUUGAUCCAAGCAGCGUAAUGGUUCUUGUGAACUAUAUUUUCUUCAAAGCUCACUGGCAAAACCCUUUUGACACUGACUUUACCAGAGAAGAAGACUUUUUUCCAGAUGCAAACACAACUGUGAAAGUGCAGAUGAUGUAUCGACAAGGCUAUUACAAUUUUCUCUAUGACAAUGAGCUCUCUUGCUGGGUGGUGGAAGUUCCAUAUAAAGGCGAUGCUUCUGCAAUUUUCAUUUUGCCUGAUGAUGGGAAAAUGAAGCAAGUGGAGGGUGCCUUGUCCAUUGAAACUCUAGCUAAAUGGAAAGCAUCCUUAACAUUAAGGGAAAUACAUCUCUUCAUUCCAAAAUUGUCAAUUUCUGCCUCUUAUAACGUGAAAGAAUUGUUGCAGAAAAUGGGCAUUAUUGAUGCCUUCAGUGACAAUGCUGAUCUGUCUGGAAUAACUGGGGGACGCAAUCUGAAAGUUUCCAAAGCUGUUCACAAGGCUAUCGUGGAUAUUCAUGAAAGUGGUACUGAGGCAGCUGCUGUCACUGUUAUAGAGAUUUCUCCAAGGUUUGGUGGUCCUAGUACUUCCAUCAAAUACAACCAACCCUUCCUCUUCCUAAUCAUUAAUAAAACAACACACACCAUCCUCUUUGCAGGGAAAAUAGUAAAUCCAACUGAAAAACGAUAAUUAGCUGAUCAUUUAGAGAUUUGCAAUUUGUGCAUUACUGGGGGGGGGGGAGGUGAUUUUACACCAUCCAUGAGGAUUGACCUCAUCCCAACAGGGCUGUCCUCAAUUGAUUUGAGAUUAAAGAAGGUGAGUGCAAAGCAUCCAUUGUUUGAAUAAAAAAAUAUUUUAAAUUGC